GGGGGGGGGGGGGGAAAUGGUCUUCCCAUUCCAGAAGCAAUUUCUCAUUUUUGGGUCAGAAAAGUAGGGACUGGAUCAGACGAAGAGCAGCGGAUUGGAGGAAAGCGGGGGCACACAGCUCAUCCCUUCUCCAGUCAUCUGGCUUAGAAAUCACGACAUCAACUACGAACCGGGGCCGAAACUCCCUUGCGCCAAGCUUAUUCAGCAUCCCGUGUCCGUGGUGAUUGUUGCUUGAAAACGCAAUGCUGAGCUUUUGUUGGUUUGACAAUUGCUUUUCGUUGGGAGUUGUUAGUGGGGAUAAGGACGAGUACAAAAAUGGCACGAGAAUCUCUCAACUUCAAGGGUGUUGGUGUCGUUUAUAGUGAAGACAAUCUUCUUAAGCCAUCAUCAGACUCGCUUGUACGCGAAGCAGAUUGAAUCUUCCCUGAUACACACACAACUAUCUCAUAAUCCAAACGUCAAGAGAGAAAGAGUUAGAAAAUGGCAACCAUCCCAAAAACCCACAAGGCCGUCGCCACACCCGCCAAACGCGCGCCCCUCAUCCUCCUCGACCGCGAGACACAACCCCCCGGACCAGGCCAAAUCCUCAUCCUCAACGAAUGGACGGCCUCCAGCCCCCUCGACCUCCACCGCGCCGACGGCGGCCUCCUCUGCAACCACCCAGAAGUCAUGGGCGGCGGUGCAGCGGGCACAGUGGUAGCCGUAGGCCCCGACCAGGACCCAGAGGACGCCGACAGACUGAAACCGGGGGACAAGAUCUUUACGUUUGCGUUCCACCACUUCAGCGAGCGCGCGCAUCAGGAUUUCGCGACGGUGCCGGCGUAUUUGGUCUCCAAGCUGCCCGCGAACGUCACGCCGCAGGAGGCGGCGACGGUGCCGACGAAUCUGAUUACCGUGUUUCACGCCGUGACGGCGGAUCUGGGAGUAGAGCUGCCGUGGCCGCGGCCAGCUGAGGGGGAGGGAUGGGCCCCGCGCGCGAGGGACGACGCCGUGCUCGUCUGGGGCGCGGCGAGUAGCGUCGGCGUGUAUGCUGUGCAGGUGCUGCGGCACUGGGGGUACCGUAACGUCCUGGCCGUGGCGAGCGAGAAGCACCACGCGCAGCUGAAGGAGAUGGGCGCGCGGGCGACGUUUAGUUACCGGGACGCCGACGUCGUGGAGAAGAUUCUGGGGGCUGUUGGGGAGGGGGUGGUGCCGUUUGUGUUGGAUUGCAUCGGGUCCGUCGAGGGCACGUUGAGGCCGUUGACGAAGAUUGCGGGUAAGGGGACGAAAGUCGCCGUCAUGUUGCCUGUUAUUGUGAGGGAUGCGACGGAGGAGGUUGAGCCUGUGUAUGAGAUGGAGGUGGGGGAUGUGUUGGUUGGGGAGUGGGCUGAUGGUGUUGAGCUUCGGGGAGUGAGGACGCAUUUUUACCUGGCGAAUGAGUUCUUCAAGGAAAAGAUGCAGAGAGAGAUUGUGCCGACGCUCUUGGAGCAGGGUAUCAUCAAGCCCAACAAGCAGAAGAUUGUCGAGGGCGCCACCAUGCUGGAAAGAGCGCAAGAAGCUAUUGAGUUGCUGAGGAAGAGGGAUCCUAGCGGUGAGCGUCUGGUCUGGAGGGUUUCGGAUCUGGAUCUGAAGCUGUGAGGUGGUUACGUUAGUUGAUAUCCUACAGGUACGAACGUCACCUAGUUGGCCAAUGCCGGGGAGAGAAGAAGAAUGUCGAUAGUAGAAAGAAUAGAGGUCUUUAA
Molecule: messenger RNA, 1721 nt
Organism: Colletotrichum acutatum
Lineage: Eukaryota; Fungi; Ascomycota; Sordariomycetes; Glomerellales; Glomerellaceae
Product: zinc-binding dehydrogenase
Exons: 2
Coding region: 481-1617 (378 amino acids)
Molecular function (GO): oxidoreductase activity, acting on NAD(P)H
Source: RefSeq, a predicted model, not a curated record